GGUGGUGGCGGUAACGCGUCCAGUAGCUGCUUCUCCAACCGCCAGAAAACACUGGAGAAGAAAAAACCGCCGCUCGCCUGAGCCGCUUUAGCCCCUCGAGUUAUAAAAAUAAAAACACGUUAUUGUGUCUGGCUCUGAGGAUUUAAAACCCUGAGCUGUGUGAGGACAUGAAAACAGAGACAUCCAUGGAUGGAGAGACCUCAGAAGCCUGUGUGAAGAAAGAGGAGACGCUGGAGCUGAAUAUCUACAGCUAUGGAGACAAUCUUGACAACCCACCUGAAGGUCUCUCCAUUAAAGUGGAAGAUCCUGACGAUAAAGACUAUCUCUACUGUGAAGUUUGCAAAACCUUCUUCCUCAACAAAUGCGAGGUUCAUGGACCACCCCUCUUCAUCCCUGAUACUCCUGUUCCCAUGGGAGUCCCUGACCGAGCCAGACAAACCCUUCCUCCUGGGCUAGAAAUCCAGAAGUCCAGUAUUCCUGAUGCAGGCCUGGGAGUGUUUAAUAAGGGGGAGACUGUUCCAGUAGGUGCACACUUCGGCCCCUGCCAGGGAGAGCUGGUGAACCGAGAGGAAGCCAAGAACAGUGGAGACUCCUUGGUUGUAUACAGGAGCAUGCAGUGUGAGGAAUACAUCGAUGCCAAAAGAGAGACGCAUGUGAAUUGGAUGAGGUAUGUGAAUUGUGCCCGUAAUGAAGAAGAACAGAAUCUUGUGGCAUUUGAGUAUCAAGGGGGAAUUCUGUAUCGUUGCUGUCGAUCCAUUAACCCAGGACAGGAGCUCUUGGUGUGGCAUGAAGAGGAGUACACCAAAGAACUCCGUCCUGCACCUACAGGAACAACCAGACAGCAAGAAGUAAAGAACACUCUGCUGCAAGUCUUUUCAUGCUCCACAUGCCCUCGUUCCGAUGCAUCUCCAAUUUACCUCGACAAGCAUAUCCGGAGAUGCCACUAUGAAGAGUACAUGAGACUGCGAGAAUCAGGAGAGAUUAAAUAUAAGCUUCAGAUCCCCUCCAAAUGCUCCAGUCGUCAACCAACAUCAACUGAUGUUAUCCAUUCUGAUACUUCCCAUAAUGAUAUACAGAAGGAAAUUCACCACUGCUCAGAUUGUGGAAAGAGUUUUAGUUAUCAGAAUGCACUCAAGACACACCAGCGCAUUCACACAGGGGAAAAGCCGCAUCACUGCUCACAGUGUGGGAAAAGUUUUACUCGUCAGAGUCAUCUCCAAAUACACCAGCGCAUUCACACAGGAGAGAAGCCGUAUCUCUGCUCACAGUGUGGGAAGAGUUUCUCUCAGCAGAGUUCUCUCCGACUACACCAGCGGAUUCACACAGGAGAGAAGCCGUAUCACUGCUCACAGUGUGGGAAGAGUUUCUCUCAGCAGAGUUAUCUCCGACUACACCAGCGGAUUCACACAGGAGAGAAACCGUAUCACUGCUCACAGUGUGGGAAGAGUUUUACUUGUCAGAGUCAUCUCCAAAGACACCAGCGCAUUCACACAGGAGAGAAGCCGUUUCACUGCUCACAGUGUGGGAAGAGUUUUACUCAGCAGAGUGCUCUCCAAAUACACCAGCGCAUUCACACAGGAGAGAAGCCGUAUCACUGCUCACAGUGUGGGAAGAGUUUUACUCGUCAGAGUGCUCUCCAACAACACCAGCGCAUUCACACAGGAGAGAAGCCGUAUCACUGCUCACAGUGUGGGAAGAGUUUUACUCGUCAGAGUGAUCUCCAAACACACCAGCGCAUUCACACAGGAGAGAAGCCAUAUCACUGCUCACAGUGUGGGAAGAGUUUUACUCGUCAGAGUGAUCUCCAAACACACCAGCGCAUUCACACAGGAGAGAAGCCAUAUCACUGCUCACAGUGUGGGAAGAGUUUUACUCGUCAGAGUGAUCUCCAAACACACCAGCGCAUUCACACAGGAGAGAAGCCGUAUCACUGCUCACAGUGUGGGAAGAGUUUUACUCGUCAGAGUGCUCUCCAACGACACCAGCGCAUUCACACAGGAGAGAAGCCGUAUCACUGCUCACAGUGUGGGAAGAGUUUUACUCGUCAGUAUGAUUUCCAACAACACCAGCACAUUCACUCAGGAGAGAAGCCGUAUCACUGCUCACAGUGUGGGAAGAGUUUUACUCGUCAGUAUGAUCUCCAACAACACCAGCGCAUUCACACAGGAGAGAAGCCGUAUCACUGCUCACAGUGUGGGAAGAGUUUUACUCGUCAGUAUGAUCUCCAACAACACCAGCGCAUUCACACAGGAGAGAAGCCGUAUCACUGCUCACAGUGUGGGAAGAGUUUUACUCAUCAGAGUGCUCACCGACGACACCACCGCAUUCACACAGGAGAGAAGCCGUAUCACUGCUCACAGUGUGGGAAGAGUUUUACUCAUCAGAGUGAUCUCCAACACCAGCGCAUUCACGCAGGAGAGAAGCCGUUUCACUGAUCACAGUGUGGAAAAAUGUUUGCUUGUUUAGUUACAUUUAAGACCUUCAAGUGCACUAACUCGGAGACACUGCAUGAUUUAAAGUUGUCAAAUUAAAUAUGGUUGUUACAGUUUUGACUGAAAAUGACUGUACUUUGAACUUUUAUUUUUCAUGUUACGCUGGUCAACAAUUUUUCAGAAGUUGUCUGCUUCAGAGAUGAAAUUGGCUAUUAUGAAAUUUGGUGUGUUGAAUUAGAAGUGACAGUUAAUCAGCUGAUUAGCUAUGGCUUCCAAGAUAUUUAAGAUUUUAAAUUUUAUACUUAUGUACAUUGUGUAGAUCGUAAUGUUUUAAAUAUAAAUUGUAAAACUAGGUCUCUUCAUGUGUUUAUGGUCGGUUUACAUGAUAUUUCACCUGUUCUCUUUAUGUAACACUAGAAAAUCAGCAAAAAGUUUAUAUAAAUAAAAUGUAUUAUGAACCAAAUUGCAAAAACCGAUGUGAUUUUUCCGCGAAUUCGCGGAAUUCCGCUUUUUUCACCUCAAAUUUUGAAAAAAUUUUUUCCGAUUUUUUCGCUCAAAAAUCUGCAUUCAUAUCCUAUUCGUUCCGACUUUCAGUAAUUCCGUCAUUGAGAUGAAACGAGGUACGUGAUUGGCCCAUCGCUCUGUAACAACCAUUGAAUGCGCUUGUUAGAUAGCUGUACGUAAGCUUGCUUCAAACAAAGAGUUGAAAGAUGGCAGCCUCCGUGAUCGAGCGUAAAGAUGCACCUGAUCAUCAGUUUAGUGUGUGUGUGUGUGUUUUUAAAGUAAAUAAACAUGGGGAAGAAGAAAAAAACAACCCAGCUCAUUUCUUUCCCCAUAAUAAACCUGUGAGUGGUGAUGGUGUCACUGCACGUGCGACAGUUGGGUAUGUUUUCGCGGGGUGACGAAGGUUGCCGUGGCAACGGGGCCUCGCUUCAUCUGUUGCUUCCUGGAUGCGCAUGCGCACGCUAUGAAAGCUGUGGUGAAAAGGUUAGCAUUGGAGGCUAAACCUUCUGAGGAGAAAAGAAGGGGCGGUUUUUCAGUUUGUUUUAGUUACGUCCGAAGAAACAGCAGUUUAAAUCACGGCUCUAGUUUACAAAUCAAAAUGGUUACUCAAUGAAGAAAAAACAAAAGCUUGAGAGAGGGGGAGUAGUGGGAGUUUAACCCGGGAAAGUGAGUCUGUGAGGCGGCAGUGAUGCUUGACCCUUCCCGCCUCCUCUCACUUUACCUCAGUCUCUGCCAACUUCAUCACAGAUUAUUUCACCUUUUUCACUCGAAGUUAGUUUUAAUUUUCGCUCAAAACUUUUCCCACAGCGUGGAUGUAAGGUAAUUAUACACAAUUUUGAUUUGUUUAUUCAAUAUUAAAAUGUUAGUGCAAAUAAUACAUACUUGCCAACUUUUCAAAAUUCUCAUGAGGGAGAAAAGUGCAUGAAAGACAUUUUCAAUUGGCCGAGGGUCUGAUGCGCGGUUGAAAUGAUAAAAACAGUGGAUCCCAAUUAAUUGCAAACACAUUUUUUGUGACUGUUGUUUAGUGAAAAAGUGAUUUUUAUUCUUGCAUAUGAAAAUCCUCGAGUGAGUGAACACUGUACAGUUCUGUAUAUGAGUCAAUUUCACAAAUGUUUUUUUUUUUUUUUUUUGGCCGGACGUGUUUUGUUUACAUUUUGAGAUUUCUAAAACCUUUUUAUGGUCUCAUAUGAUAAAACAUUAUCAGUUCUACCUUGCAUUUCAAAAUUUGAGUGGAAAAAAUUUGGUGGAUGAAUUCUUAUGUUGUAUCAUGUUUGUUUGAAAAGGCACAUUUUGGUAUG
Molecule: messenger RNA, 4234 nt
Organism: Neoarius graeffei (lesser salmon catfish)
Lineage: Eukaryota; Metazoa; Chordata; Actinopteri; Siluriformes; Ariidae
Product: zinc finger protein 345-like
Exons: 6
Coding region: 168-2435 (755 amino acids)
Biological process (GO): cellular developmental process
Cellular component (GO): nucleus
Molecular function (GO): protein binding; histone methyltransferase activity; DNA-binding transcription repressor activity, RNA polymerase II-specific
Source: RefSeq, a predicted model, not a curated record